Molecule: messenger RNA, 4088 nt
Organism: Culicoides brevitarsis
Lineage: Eukaryota; Metazoa; Arthropoda; Insecta; Diptera; Ceratopogonidae
Gene: brat
Product: brain tumor protein
Exons: 5
Coding region: 663-3416 (917 amino acids)
Biological process (GO): negative regulation of translation
Molecular function (GO): translation repressor activity; protein binding; zinc ion binding
Source: RefSeq, a predicted model, not a curated record
AAAUUUGUCGUCGCGCGUAAUUUUCCGGUUAAAUUCAAGUGAAAACCAAAUUUUUUUGUGAUAAAUUAGUGUAAAGUGUUAAGAUAAAUCAAGUGUGGCUGCGAAUUCGUCAAAAUUCAUCCGCUAAACUGUUGAACGCAAAAAUUCCUAAAACAUAAGUAGUCAAAUGUUAUUUAACACAAAAAAAAAAUAAACGACAGUGAUCUGGCAUCUAAAUAAAAAUAAAUUAAAAGUUGUUAAAGUGAUUAACGAAUUCCAAAUAAAAAAGGACAAAAAAGAGACUGAUUAGAACAGAAUUUUUAAAAUAAACGUAGACUUUUAUCGAAGCAGUUAGAACAAAAAAAAAUAUUAAAAUUAUUAUUAUUAUUAUUAAAACGCAAAAGAAAAAAAUAGUGCUGCUGAUAAGUAAUCAAGACUCUUGGAAGUGUGAUAUAAUAAAAAGUUAUAUUUUUGCCACACGCACUACACAACUUUUUUUUCGUAAUAAUUUAUACACAAAAAAAAUGAAUAAAUGGAAUUGAAAAGACAUCCACAAUAGAGUAUGAAGAAAAAUAUAAAUCUGUAUCAUAAACAAUUGAUUACGUGCUGUUUGUUAAAGUCAACUACUGUCUUCUUUAUGUUAUUUGUCGUCAACUUUAAUUCCGGUUGUGGAUUAAAAUAAUAUGGCAGCUUCUCCAACUCCUUCAUUAGAUUCAUUACCAGGUGCUAACUCAAUUGGAUCAUUUGGAGAACCGACAGACUAUUUAUCCGAUUCUCCGUCGACAGUCAGCGGCAGCGGAUCAUCUCCCCCAAUCAGUGACUCAGCGAUUUGCGAUGAUUUUGUCCUCACGGGCAACAGCAGUAGCGUAGAAAGUCAAAAUCUCAAGAAUACCAACAACUCCCAAACAAUCACCCAAUCGUCAAACGUCGUCGUUGGCGGCACCCAAAUCGGUAGCCAGCAAUUUACCGAGGCCCUAGAGAAUUUCGGGCAGCUCACGGACUCCAUCGAGAGCGAAUUACUGCCCCGCUGCACCGGGUGUCGUGGCAAACAGUCAAUUGCCGUUGCCAAGUGUGCGGACUGCGUAAAUUGGUUGUGCGCCAAUUGCGAGCAAGCGCACGAGUUUAUGCACUGUUUCGACGGUCACAAAGUCUUCCGGCUACCCACAUCGAACACGCCACCCACAAUUACGACCGCCAACAGCAAAAACAUCAUCACGGAAGAUUUCACCAGCAAACUCAUCAUGAACGGCUUCGAGUCGCAACGUCUCUCGCUGAACUUGAACUUGAAGGAUGACCCGAGCAACUUGAUGAAAUCCAUCAUGAAUAGCGUAAUUACGCCUCCGAACCCGAAUCCCGCGUCGCAAUCCAUCACCGCGACGGCAGAUGCGCUCUUUUCGUCGCUCAAUACGACCGUGUUGUCGGGAAAACAACCCUCCGCCACCUCCUACUUCUGCCAAAGACACAAAAGUGAAUUACUAAAGUUCUUUUGUCGCACGUGCAACACGUUGGUGUGCAAGGACUGCAUGAUGUGCGACCAUACGGGACCGACGCACGAGUGCGAACACAACAGUGACCCCGUGCCAAAGCAAAUCGAGGCACUUUUACAAACGAUCCAAGAUAUCCGAUCAAAAUCCAGCGAAAUGCGUCAAAUUAUCAAAGGCGCCGAACACACUACGAUGCUCCUGCAAACGCAAUAUCACACCGCACAGAACGAAAUUAACGAAACGUUCCAAUUUUACCGUUCGAUGCUCGACGAACGCAAAGCGGAGCUGCUCAAGGAGCUCGAAAGUGUCUACAGUGCCAAAAGUAUGGCACAAACGAUGCUAAUUAACAAGUCGCAAGAUCACCUCGACAAAAUGCUGCAAUCGUGCGAACUCGUAGAUCGACUACUGGCAAAAUGCUCGGCCUUGCCCGAAACCAACAUGUUCCGCAAAAUACUGGAAAACAAGAAACAACAGUUCCUCACGUACUUGCAAGACUUGCAAAAUCCCACAGAACUCGAUUUUUGCAGCAAUUAUCAGGCCAUUCAAGUUGGGAUUCGCAACACCUUCGGCUAUAUCCGUUCGAGUGGCGAAAUGACGUCGGCAAAUAAGCAACCGCCCAUCGCUAGACCGACAGCGAACAAUCAAAACUGCGGCAUUGGCGGCAUGAGCAACAUGACAAAUGGCAGUUCGCCCACCAGUAGUACCAGUAGCUUGAACAUGAUGCAAGGACAGUUGAUCAACACGAAUCCCGUAGCCAUUGAACGUCCUUUUUCGAAUGGCGGCAUGCAAAGUGGCACCGGAUUAUCGACGUCACCCAUCCAACAAGGCCAUCUCGCAUUUGACACAAAUCUCUUGUCGAAGCGUUUUAACAGCGCCAACAGCUUGGGACCCUUUAUCGGGGACAUGGCACUCCAAAAUUCCGUCAAUCCUUACGAGAAAUGGAGUAAUGGCGGUAAUGACAUCUUCAAUAACAUCAACGAUCAAUAUUGCAUGUUGGGAAAUACGACUUCCGGAAGUGCUGUGAAUGGCGGCGGAAGUGUCGGGCAACCCGAUACAAUGAUGGAUUUGACGAACAAAUUAAUGCAAAGUAGCAUGUUCCCGCUAAAGUCGCAAAUUAAGCGUCAAAAGAUGAUCUAUCACUGCAAAUUCGGCGAAUUUGGGGUCAUGGAGGGACAAUUUACGGAACCAAGUGGCGUUGCGGUAAAUGCCCAAAAUGACAUCAUCGUCGCCGACACAAACAAUCAUCGGAUUCAGAUUUUCGACAAGGAAGGACGUUUCAAAUUCCAGUUCGGGGAGUGUGGCAAACGUGAUGGGCAACUUUUGUAUCCGAAUCGCGUUGCGGUCGUCAAAACGUCGGGCGAUAUUAUCGUGACGGAACGCUCGCCCACACACCAAAUACAGAUUUACAACCAGUACGGGCAGUUUGUGCGGAAAUUUGGCGCGAAUAUUUUGCAGCAUCCGCGUGGUGUGACAGUUGACAACAAAGGACGAAUCAUCGUGGUUGAGUGCAAAGUCAUGCGUGUCAUUAUCUUCGAUCAGAACGGAAAUGUGCUGCAAAAGUUUGGAUGCAGCAAGCACUUGGAAUUCCCGAAUGGCGUUGUCGUCAAUGAGAAACAGGAGAUUUUUAUCAGUGAUAAUCGGGCGCAUUGCGUGAAAGUUUUCAACUAUGAGGGCGUUUAUUUGCGGCAAAUUGGCGGCGAAGGCAUCACCAAUUACCCCAUUGGGGUCGGCAUUAAUCCAGCGGGCGAAAUUUUAAUUGCAGACAAUCACAACAACUUCAAUUUGACCAUUUUUACGCAGGAUAACCAGAUUGUGUCGGCGUUGGAGAGUAAGGUGAAGCACGCGCAAUGCUUCGAUGUUGCUUUGAUGGAUGACGGAAGCGUAGUUCUCGCCAGCAAGGAUUACCGCUUGUACAUUUACCGAUAUGUUCAAGUACCACCAAUUGGAUUGUAAAUCUUUUUAACCGAGUUUUUUCAUGACUUUACUUAACAAACUACUUCUGUUUGGACAAGACAAAAUUUGAUGAUAAGUAAUAAUAUGCCAAAUUAAAAAAUUCUUUCAAUUUUAUUUUUACGAAUAUUUACAAAAUUGAACGACAUUUAUUCUUGUUAUUGAUUAUUAAUAUUAUAAACUUUUUUUUAAAAAUGUUUUUUUCGAAAUAGCAUCAAAAUUCAGUCAUAUUAUUAUUUUUUGUUGUUUUUUUUAUAAUUAUUAUAACAUUAAAAUAUAUAAUAAUGUAAAAAAAUCCUGCUGAAAAUGGAACAAAAUUGCCAACUAUUUACUGGUUGAUCCUUUGUUUGUUUUUUUUUUAUAUAUUUUUUAUAAUAUAAAUGUAAAAUAUUUAAGUAAUCGUAAACGAUGAUGAAAUAACUGAUAAAAUAUGGAAACAUGAUGCAUUUCAAAAUAAGAAUUCUUUUUAUAUAAAAUAUUAUAUUAGACUUAAGGUUUGUUUUUUUUUGUUUGUUUGCAUUGACACACACAUACGAAAAUAAAGAGUAUGAUGAUUGAUAAAAAAAAAGAAUUUAAAUGUUUUAGACAUGUCACAUGUGUAUAUCAUACAUUCGCGCGAACAUUUAUUAAUAUUAUUAUUAGUUUUUAAGGAAAAUAACCGAUACUUAUUAGUAA